GUGUACUGCGAGAUGAACGUGACGGACGGGGCGUGGACGGUCAUCCAGAGGAACCGCCACAACACAGACAUCACCUGGGCCGAGUCCUGGAGCACCUACAAGUACGGCUUUGGGAACGUGCGCGGCGACUACUGGCUGGGCACCGAGUACAUCCACCAGAUCGCCAAGCAGAAGGUCUACCAGGUCAGGUUCGUCAUCCAGGAUGCCUCCAACAACAUCAGGUUCGCAGAGUACAACCUCUUCAGUCUGGACGAUGAGUCCCAGGGCUACCGGCUGCGGCUGGGCUCCUACGCAGGCACAGCAGGGGAUGCCAUGGACUCGGACAAUCCCAGUAACAUGCACAACAACAUGAAAUUCUCCACCGAGGAUCGGGAUCAGGACGCUUCAAGGAAGAACUGUGCAUCCCGCUCUGGGGGCGGGUGGUGGUUUUCGUCCUGUUAUUCCGUGCGGCUGAAUUUCAAGGGCGGCA
This is a messenger RNA of Meleagris gallopavo (turkey), 469 nucleotides long. NCBI's taxonomy places the organism in Eukaryota, Metazoa, Chordata, Aves, Galliformes, Phasianidae. The record is from RefSeq and is a predicted model, not a curated record.